This is a messenger RNA of Limulus polyphemus (Atlantic horseshoe crab), 1442 nucleotides long. RefSeq lists its product as uncharacterized. The transcript is spliced from 7 exons. The annotation marks the transcript as partial. The record is from RefSeq and is a predicted model, not a curated record. Lineage: Eukaryota; Metazoa; Arthropoda; Merostomata; Xiphosura; Limulidae.
AGGAACUUGCACGCCUUGCAUCCGAAAAACUCCACAAAGCCACAAGAUCACGCUCAUAUUUUCAAGAAAUUCACAUUCUCGUUCCCGAAGAAUGGGGCAACCCUCCAAAAGAUUUAAAUCUACCACAAGAGCCCGCCACUUUUGAAUCUUUUGAUUCUGCAGAUUUCCAAAUCUCUCCUAGGAACCAUGAUAAUAUGGAAACGAAGACAGUGCGCGCACUCUGUGGAAAUCCCCAGGGUCCAGUAGAAAUACCCUCAACAUAUCUCUUAGCCUUGACUGGACAGGGAGAACUAGAGUGGACAAAAGCGACUCGCAAGUUUAUUCAACACUGGGCAAAACAUCGCUGGGGAGUUUUUGAAGAGUAUGUCGAACCAGCAUUGCUCCUCGCCGAGUUACGCAUGGCUGAAACAGGGAUUCCUCGAAUAGGGAUCGAGCCACUGUUUAUUCUAAGCAAAGUGAUUCACGGUGUAUUUCCGUCUGUAUGUGCGUGGCCAGGAGAUGUGAGACUCUUCAGGCGGAUCUUGAAUGCUGGAACUACAUACAACAUUCGGACCAAUGAAACCUGUGACCCACAAAAGGCUGUUAACCCUUCUAGUGAGUUAGUAGACAAGCUUUCUUGUACGUACAGAGUGAACGGUGACCUCGCAAGUAAUAAUUCUGAUAAUGUAUCGCUUAUGUCAUUGGUGGACUUUUCUCGCUCAGAUCAUUUCUGUGAUGAAGAUACUCACCAGAAGAACGCAAAACAUCCACAGAACAUCUUGUGUAAAGCAAGUAUCUGGAAAACAAUAUCUUCGAAAUCAGUUGUUGGUGAUCUGCACAGUUCUAGAAACCUUCCCAGAGCGAGUAUCGACACCACUCCUCGAUUCAAGCUUGUUAGAUCUGAAAUUCCACGUAUCGUCAUAGUCAUUGAUAUCUCUGAAAGCAUGAAAGGGAAUAGUUCCAGAACUUUACAGAGUAGUCUAAAGCGUUUCAUCAAUUAUCUAGCAAUUGAUAGAAGUAUGAUAGCCAUUAUUGGAUUCAAUGACACAGCGCAUGUUUUUGCUGACCUCACACUUGUAGCAGAAGGCAGGGAUGUACUUUCCUCCAAAAUUCCUUCUGCCACGGGAGGGCGCACAUGUAUUUCUUGUGGAAUAAAUAGAGGACUACAGAUAUUGGAGCGAAGAGGAGGAACUGCAGGGGGAUUAAUACUGAUCUUUACGGAUGGUAUUGAAAAUGAAGCUUUCAAUCUAAAAAACAUUGUGACCAAAGUGUCCAACUCUGGUGUCAGAGUAGGAACAUUUGCUUUGUCUCAUAAAGUAGAUGUGCAGCUGGACUUCCUAGCAACUGUUAGCCAUGGAAAGUCUUACAUCAUUCCCAAUGAAGAUGCGAUGUUGUUAAUGGAUGAGGCGCUCUUGGACAUUGUCAACUUUGCACACAGAGGAGAAAUUCCUUAUCGCCUAUGG